GCAAUAUGGAUGGAUGGUCCAAGAUCUACAAGUCCGGUGGACUAAGCGCGCUCUAGUAAGCUCCUCCACUCCCCCAUGUCACCCCGCCGUCACGAAAGCUGAUCCGGUUUCCUUCGCUUCCAGUACUGGUAUAGGUCCUACCUGGGUUGGUUACUCAGUCCAGGGUGCAUGCAAAUAUGGGUUCUACGAAUAUUUUAAGAAAAAAUACGCGGACGCCGUUGGCCCAGCCAAUGCGGUCAAAUACAAAGAUGCCAUUUACCUAGCGGGCUCUGCCUCGGCCGAACUGAUUGCCGAUGCGGCCUACGUGCCGCUCGAAGCUGUCAAGGUGCGAAUGCAAACCACCAUCCCCCCGUUCGCCAACGGGAUGAUGGAUGGAUUCAGAAAGUUUGUCGCUGUCGAGGGGACCGGGGGCCUGUACAAGUCUCUGGGCUCGCUUUGGUCUCGCCAGAUCCCGUACACUAUGAUGAAGUUUUGGUCCUUCGAAGCUACCGUCACUAAGAUCUACGCUUCGCUUGGCAAACCCAAGGACUCCUCCAACAAUUGGGUGUCUCUUUCGUUGGUGGCUACAUCGCCGGGGUUUUCUGUGCUGUUGUAUCUCACUCGGCCACCCCAUCUCCUUCUCAAUUCAUUCCAUGGCCAC
Molecule: messenger RNA, 640 nt
Organism: Medioppia subpectinata
Lineage: Eukaryota; Metazoa; Arthropoda; Arachnida; Sarcoptiformes; Oppiidae
Source: the annotation of a GenBank genome assembly